Messenger RNA from Amborella trichopoda, 3194 nucleotides. NCBI's taxonomy places the organism in Eukaryota, Viridiplantae, Streptophyta, Magnoliopsida, Amborellales, Amborellaceae. The record is from RefSeq and is a predicted model, not a curated record.
GAGUACUGACUUGAAGUUGGGUUGGUAUAAAAACCUGUAGGCCAUGGCUCCAGCACAGUGACCGUGACAGUCCCGUGAGCUUGAGGGCUAGAAAAGAGGAAAUGAAAGCAAACCCAGCUGUCAAUUUUCUCUCUCAAACAAAACCCAUAUUUUUGUUUUCUCCGUCAAGAGCCAUAAAUCCCUCGAUUUGCUAAAACCCAAUUUCGGUUAUCCAACGGCCUCGCUAAUAGUUUGUUAUUAACUGGAGAUUAUGACCUUUUAAUGCACGUUGUCCCCCACUUUUCUGUUAUACUUGUUUUCAAAUGCUGGUUAUUUCAUGAGCCAGAUGUCACUCCCUUUGGCUUUGGUUGCUGAUCCUUCGGGGUCAAUGCCAUUACUUGAUCUACUCAGAAUUCCCCUUAGUGAUAAUAUCUUCUUUGGCUAUUUGGCCAGGUUUCUCUGGGCCAAAACGGAAAACCCAAAUCCCUUGUGACUCUGUAUUGUUGGUUUUUUUCUCAGGAUCUUGUGAGUUAACAACCCACAUGGAAAUUAUGGAUUUCCCUGUUUACUUUUCAUCGGGGGGACGAGGGUGGGGAUGGUGUUGCAUUGGGCUGAUUUGUUUUGCUCUUUUUCCCUGAUAAUUAUUGAUUUUGAUGAAUGUUGCCGAUUGGGGUUUUUUUUGUUUUUUGGCGUGAUUUAGUUCUUUUGUUUUUAUGAUAAUUGUGAUUUUUUAGUGGAUAUCAGAGACGAAGAUCUUGUUCCAUGGCUUGCUGACCAUGCUGUGAAUCAAAUAUGAAGGCCUACCAUGUCUUCAGGGCAAGAGAAGAGCUCAGAGGAGACACUGAGACCCCCAUUAGUCCCUUCUGAGAAAAACAAUGGGGUAUCUAGAAAACCCAAGACCAGAGAGGUCACUUCUAGGUAUAAAUCAGCCCCUACUUCUUCCCCUUUUCCAUCUUCUUCUUUUGCUAGUCCUGCAAGACGCAGCCCUUCUCCUAACAUCAACCGAGCAAACCCAAGACCUGAAUCUCCCUUACCUAAACGCUCACAGUCAGCAGAGAGAAGGCGGCCUUCAACACCUUCUUACUCGUCGCGACCCUCCACACCAUCGUCCCCUUCGAGACCAUCUACACCCCCUAAUGUCGAGACACAAAUCACUUCGAAACGCCCCUUGGGUCGAACAGCCGAGGGCUUAUGGCCGUCAACUAGGAGCCUCUCAGUCUCUUUUCAGGCAGAUACUUUCUCUCUCCCUAUCAUCAAGAGAGAGAGACCGGUUACACAUUCCUCUGAUCACACAUUGAGGCCUUCUGCCAAUCUAGUGCGUGGGCAGGAGGGCACACCAUCAAUGGCGAGGAAGGUGACUCCUGAAAGGAAGCGGACACCUUUGAGAGGGAAAAAUGCUGAUUUAUUGGAGAAUUCAAAGCCAUUGGAUAAUUCUCAUUGUCGAGAACUGGGGGAUCAGCAGAGGUGGCCUGGAAGAAGUGGAGGGAGGUUGACUGGAAAUGCAUUUACAAGAAGUGUGGAUUUCUCAGAAAAAGCUGGUAAAGCUACAGUCUCCCUGGUUCAAGGGAAAGGAAAUACAGUAAGAACACCGAAGCUCGAUGGCGAGAGCAGGUCUCCUGAGGGUUCUAUCGCCCCCUCGAGAGCAGUUCGUCGAAUGUCGUUUGAUGGGAGAGAAGAUGCCGAGAUGGGUUUGUCUGAUCGGGGCUCUUUACGGGGAUCGGAUGAUGGAGACUCGGUUCUUGCGCCUUUGCAAAGGCGCUGGCGAUCUCAAGACUCAGGAGUUGGGGUUUCUCGUUCUUCAAGUGAGAGUUUGGGAGUAGACAAACGGAUUCAAAGUGGUUCAAGUAGCUUCACUGUAAGAACUUUAGCCCAUGAAACCAACAUUCCUGCUAUUUUUUUGACUGAGGCAAACACUCGAGUGCAGGGGAGGCCCAAGCUUGUUACUUCACCUACAGGUGGCAGCUCUGGUGUAUCAGGGAGGACAUCAUCAACCCUGCGAUUGAGUAGAUCACAUCCUGCUUCUCCAAGUAAGGCCGCAUCAACGACAUCUUCCUCAAGGGGCAUGGCUAGUCCUACGAGGACAAGAGUGGGGUUGCUGACGCCCUUCCCUUCGGCCAACUCAGUGGGAACUCGUACCACCGGGAGCUCACCUUCAGUGCUUAGCUUUGUCGCUGACGUUCGGAAGGGGAAGAAGGGUUUGAGCCAGAUAGAGGAGGCCCAUCAGUUGCGUUUGCUGUAUAAUAGACACUUGCAAUGGCGCUUUGUGAAUGCCCGGGCUGAUACUGCUUUAUCAAUACAGCAAGUCACAGCAGAGAUGCUCCUUUACAACGUUUGGUUCAACACUUCAGAUCUGCGUGAUUCAGUUAUAUUAAAAAGGAUCGAGCUACAUCAAUUGAGGCAAGAGACUAAGCUAAAUGCAGUACUUAAAGAACAAUUGUCUUAUCUGGAUGAGUGGGCCUUAGUAGAAAGAGAUCACUCUAGUUCGUUAGCAGGGGCUAUUGAAGCGUUAGAAGCCAGUACGCUCCGCCUUCCAGUUACUGGUGGGGCCAGGGCAGAUAUAAACUCAGUCGAGGAAGCUAUCAGCUCUGCAGUUGAUGUAAUGCAAGCAAUGGGUGCAUCUGUUUGUUAUUUGCUAUCAAAGGUGGAGGGGAUGAACCAGUUGGUCUCUGAGCUUGCCAAUGUAGCUGCUCAAGAGAGAGCUAUGCUUGAUGAGUGUGGACAUCUGUUGGCUGCAACAGCAGCUGUGCAGGUAGAAGAGUCCAGCCUCAGGACACAUCUGAUACAGAUGAGACGAGCUAUCUGCAAUGGAGAACAACCAAACAUGGCUAUGGAGACGUUUGUGUGAGACCCAACUCACGUAUGAUCAACAUACUUUGCCAAGACUCCAAGUGGAGGUAAUGGGAGGAAUGCCCCCGCCCCCCCAACCCCCCACCCCCCUCGCUGCUUCUCUCUCUCUCUCUCUCUCUCUGGCACAAUUUUUUAUGCUGAGGGUGAGUGUGCACAUAAUUUCUUGGUAUUUGAGAUCUGUGCAGCCAUCCUUAUCCGUGCAAUUCUUUUGUAUUAGUCACAUUCAAGAAAUCAAAGGCAAGGUGAGAUAAGGGAGCUGGUUCUUGCCGGAUUUUCGAAUUGCUCUCAUUGUAUAUAAAUUGCCUGUUUCUUUUCUUGUUUUGUUUCUUUUUCAGUGGUAUGAAUAAAAGAGGGAAUAAUUUCCACAA